AUGAAGCUAACAGCUGAUCUUAUUCUGCAAAGUCCCCAAUACACAAACGCUUUGCGAGACAGAGAACUCGAUUUACGUGGUAAGUUUUCUUGUUCAACAUUUACUCUUAAAGGAUAUUUACCUUUGAUGUCUAACGUAUCCCCUAUUUCUUUUGUUUUUAGUGUAACGAGAAACUGUAUUUCUAGACUUACUAUGACUCUCUGUUAUGAAACAGACCAUCCUGCUUUUCCUGUUGAAAAUGCACUGGUCUGCAUCACGAUAACAGUCAUGAUUUUAAUUUGGAAAACAGGAAGAGUUGUAUUAAAACAGUGUCCUGUUCAACCUAAGUUUGCAUUAGUCUCUUAGUGUGGGUACUAGAAAGUCAAACCUACACAUAAUGCAUAAAAAGAAACUUAUGUUCUUAGCAGUAGCCCUUUUGGAUAGCACUCUAAACAUCAGCUUCUCAAUCUUUCUGCAGUGGCCUGUGUAUGUUAUCGGCAUUAGUUGGCUUAAUUGUAGAAUACCCUGCCACCUUAAAGCAACCCCUAAAGAUAGGUGGAUACGCGGAUACUCAGUCACUACGUAUCCGCGUAUCCACUUAGUAAAUAUCUUUCAAUAAUAGUCACUAGGUAUCCACAUAUUCAUGUAUCGACAUUGAUAUACACUUAAUAAGGCUUAUAGUGUGUCUAUUUGUCCUUCUUAAAGCCACUGAAGGUAGAAAAGUGCAUAAAAGGCACAACUGCAUAUUCAUGUAUCUAGCUCUUCCAGGGAUACAGCUUCAAAGUGGCAGGGUAUUCUGCAGUUGCUCCUGUAUUUGAUAGAAUCAUGUUUUGUUGUCCUUCUGAAGGAACAACAGCAACCCUUGUUCCUGUAAUAGAAAGGUGGUGAUAUUGGUUUCAGUAAAAACUACUGAUAAGUUGUAUGCAGAAGUCUUUUCGAACUCAAAUGGUUGCCUCCUUUAAUUGGGUUUUUACUUCAGUUCUCACCCAAAAUAAGGCUGUGCACUACCAACAUCUGUAGGGAGCUUAGUGCUCUAAACCUGCAAAAUCCAGGGUGCCCACCAUAUCAUAUCACGAAAAAAAUUAACGACUCCUAGUCACCCAAAAGCCAAAAGUAAGGUUUCGUGGACCACUGGGAUCUGCUAGAGUCCAGCCUGAAAAAAUCUUCUUUGCUUCAAGCUUCAGCUCAAAACAAGUUGCUUUAACCUGAGAUCAGGCCCAAUUUGAGCGGUUCUAAUGGCUACCGCUGCGUUUCGCCAUGCCCGACGAAAUGUUAUUUACGAAGCGAAACAAAAAUAGAGCCUGAUCUCAGGUUAAAGUUGCUUUGACACGUGCUACAAAAGUAAUUCCUGAGUAGUAAUCCAAGAAUGGGUAUAAAGGACUGUCUUACUUGUUCUUACUAACUUUUCUUUUUUCCUUUUAGGUUACAAGAUUCCAGUUAUUGAAAAUUUGGGAGCAACUCUGGUAUGUGUCACUGGUAUUAUAGAGGAGUUUACUGCUAAGCAAAAAUUGGUGUUGGUGUUUGAACUUUGUGAUAGUUUUAAUGUUACUGGGUAUUUACAGUUUACCUGAGGAAUUUAAAUGUAUCAUUUCUUAAAGGAACACAUACAUACAUGUAACCAUUCUCCCCCUGUGGGUAUAACUGAAGGGAAAAAAAACUUUGAUGAAACAUCACACAGUAACUUGAUCAAUAAAAAGAUACAGUUUUUUAAAUUAAUUUAAAGCACAAAACAUUUUUGUUGUUCUUCAUUUUAGGAUCAGUUUGAUUCUAUUGAUUUCUCCGAAAAUGACAUCCGCAAACUGGAAGGGUUUCCACUUCUUAGGAGGCUGAAGAGUUUGCUUUUAAACAACAAUAGAAUAUGGUAUGUUAGUUUCUUUACUUCUCUCACUUAUUUUCUUUUUGCUGCAGGGUAGAGCUUGUUAUCCCUCCCCCCCUCCCCCCAACUCCACUCCUUCAGGACAGGAAGUGAAAUUUAAUGUAAAACCACUGGGAAUAUUUUUAUCCUGUAGACAAUCUACUAUGAUUAAAACAUCAGUAUUUUUCUCAUUGCUGAAAUAGUUUUAAAUUUGUAACAUUGAAGAUUCUUAACUUAAUCCAAUGAAAGUAGAAACAACAGUUUUUCAGUUCACGAUUAAAUGUAGUAAUGUGUAUAAAGAGGCUAGCUGUGUCGUCAAGACAUUAAGAGCUUGAAUUAUGGUAUAUGCUUUAUUAAUGAUAUUUCUGUUACUAUAAUGGUACUGAUUAUCACUGCACAUCAAGAAAUGUUGUGUAGUGUUGGUAUACAAUAUCUAACAUUUUCUAAUAUAUACAUGUAUAUGCAUAUCAUUGGUAAGUUCAGUGGAGCAGUAAAGGAAAGAGGUAAGCUGGUAAUAUUAUGAGUUGAAAAUUAUGGCGUCACCUAGAUUUACAUGUAGUUAUCCUUAACAAAACUUAAAGGUAAGAUCUAACAAAAUCUAGGCAGAGUGACACACAUGUAAAUUUUUGCUUUCACAUACAAAUACCUAGCUCCUUCAAAUGCACCUAGUCUUGGUCCAAGUUAGAAGCAUCCACUGCAUUUUUGUAACCUCCCAUCCACAUCAAAGCUUUUGAUGAUGACAAAAUCUUGAUGCUUGUUUUAGAUUUCUGUGUAUCUUUGUAUUUAUUUAAAUGUGAGAUACUUUUCUGUCAUUUGGUGUUGGAAUCAGGCACAUUUUAUACCUGACGCAAAUAUUACAAAUGAAAUUUCUUUAUUUGUAAUAAUAGUUUAGUAAGUAACCAGAAGACAAGGAAAAAGAUAAAAUAAUUAAUUUAGUGCUUGACAGUACAUUUCCUUUUUUGUUUUCUUUUAUCCGUAAGUAGUAUGUUGUGAAACAGUAGUACCAUUCUUAAAAGGAAUGGUUGAAUAACUGAAAAAAAAAAUGCUUUCGUGGUAUAGUGUUCUCUUAUUUAAUUAUGUGCAUCUCCAUGUAGCACCAUCAUUUAGUUUAAAUUCAUUGAUUAUAAUUUUUUACCAUAUAAUUUCUCAAGAUAUAAAAUAAUGCUACUUAAAAAGUGUAAAAUAGUACUCUAUUAUCAGCUUUGCCCAAUAUUACUAAAUGACUUUCUUUACAUUUUGUCUCUUUUAGUCGAAUUGCAGAAAACAUUGAGGAAAGCCUACCACAGUUAGAAACAAUAGUUAUGACUUCUAACAACAUGCAGGAAUUGGUAACCUUAUUUAAUUAUUUAUUUAAUUUUGUUCUUUUAUUUGUAGUAAAUCUGGUGUCACAUGUAACACUAAAAAAUACUUGUAAACUGUCUUUUUAGGUAUUACGGUGUGAAUAUGUCUAUCAUCGUCUGUUUAUGAGUUGUUUGUACAUUUUUUUUUGCAGAAAGAUUUGGACCCACUGAAAACUAUUCAAAGUCUUAGAUACCUCAGGUAAUAUUUGUUUAUUUUUGAGUAUAGCCUUUGUUUUUCAUCAGAACCCUGAGGCUGAUCAGUGUGUUGUACUGAAAAAUACUUUUACAAUAUGAUUUAUACUCUUUUUCCCUCUCCAACUUCUCCAGAAGUUACAGUGUAAUACACAAAAAUUAUUAUUUCAUGAAUUGAAAAUCAGAAAUGGAUUUCAAGUAGAACAGAGGAGAGGUUAGGGGAGGCAGUGUGGCUGAGUUGUCAGGGAGUGGAACUCGCAAUCCAGCAGUUCCGGGUUUGUGUCCUCCUCUAGCCACUUGCUGGAUUUGUUUUGGAUUGUCCCAAGUUCAAAUACCAGGGUUCGCACACAACUUGAAAGUCCUUGAAUUUUAAAAUACAAAUUCAAGAAUUCAAGAACCUUGAAAGUGCAUGUUGGUGCAAUUGGUGCUAACUUUAUCCAACCCAGAUUCUCAAGUGCUUAAUAUGAGCAAACACAGAAAGACAUUCAGAAAAAUUGCUCAUGUUGUGGAAGAACUAAAAAAGACAUAGACUCAAGGCUCUUUUUCUAACUGAAUUGAGUCCUUGAAAAAUGGGGAAUGUGUCCUUGAAAAGUCCUUGAAUGUUUGGUUCAAAAAGGGUACAAACACUGAAAUACUCAACCAUGCAUGUAAAUAGCCAUUUGGUUGCCUUUUGCCAGUUGGGGCAAAGGCUAAGAGACAAAGUAAAUAAUUGAGAGUUAAUGUAGGUAAAAUAUUUUAAUAGGAAAUAAUAUAUUAUACACUGUUGUAAUACAAUCUUUGUACAAUGUUUCUUUGUAGCUUGCUUCGGAAUCCAGUCACAAAUAAACCACACUACAGAUUGUAUGUUAUCCACAAAUUGCCGCAAAUAAGAGUGCUGGACUUUCAAAGGGUAAAACAAAGGGUGAGCUAUGGUGUAUUACAUUCAUUUAUUAACAAGUCAAAACACUCAAUUCUGCUAGUUCUUGUAUGCAGCAAGUUUCAGUCAAAAUAUAAUUUAGUAUUUUAAAACUAGACAUAACAGCACCAGUGCUUUGUUUUUGAGUCUCAUAUUACUAUGUGCAAAAUUGUGACAAGGUACAUGUAAGCUUGCAUGUGAAUUUUGUUAAUGGAGAAGGAUAAACCCCCCAACAUGUACACAUACUAUGAGCCCUCCCAUUGGAGAAGACCUAACAGGGAGACUGCGGAAGUCCUUUUUGCAGGCAAGUCCAGGAAUGGAUCAAACCCACCCAGUAAGCAUUUCUUUGAUGGAAUUUACGUUCCUAAGCUGAUGUUGCACGAACAUCAUGCACACUGCCCUAGAGUGAGCAAUAGCUGAUAAGGUGACACUCGGUAAAGAAUAAUCAAAAAGUGUCAAAUGUUUUCAAAAAAAACACAAAAGAGUGAGCAAGUUGGGGAUGGCUUGCAGUUGACGGGUGAUGAUGAUGAUGAUUUUUUAAAAUUUCUUGUACCUGUAGGAAAGAGAGGCUGCCAAACGAAUGUUCAGUAGCAAAAAGGGUCAAGAAGCUGAGCCAAAAGGCAAAAAAGCAAAGACGUAAGUUGUUAUACAUGUACAUGUGUAUGUGUAAAUAAAAAUAAUUUUUACUUUUUUUAUCCAAAUAAGAUAAAAAUAGUUGUGGUUAAUUAUUGAACAGUGAUGACAAUGCUUAGAAAGUUGCAGCCAGUUGCAGAUGUCAAUAUUUAUCACUUGUUUUUUAUAUCUCUCUGCUAGAUUUGUCCCUGGAGGUCCCCCAGCUGGUACAAGACCAGCACCUAGCAAGCCUCUCCAACAACCUACAAGAGACAUUGCUGCUAUCAAG
Messenger RNA from Porites evermanni, 5162 nucleotides. The record is from the annotation of a GenBank genome assembly. Lineage: Eukaryota; Metazoa; Cnidaria; Anthozoa; Scleractinia; Poritidae.